Engraulis encrasicolus (European anchovy) is the source of this 3451-nucleotide messenger RNA. Its product is annotated as protein sel-1 homolog 3. NCBI's taxonomy places the organism in Eukaryota, Metazoa, Chordata, Actinopteri, Clupeiformes, Engraulidae. Gene Ontology annotation, molecular function: protein binding. The transcript has 24 exons. The record is from RefSeq and is a predicted model, not a curated record. The coding region runs from base 1 to 3162 and encodes 1053 amino acids.
AUGGCAGUUAAAGGUGUGCUCCUCAUCCGGUAUGUCUUCCAGCUCACUCUCAGUGUAUGCCUGGGUGAAACCUACACGACGGACAGCGUGAGGUUUCUAACCCAGUUAGAGGACGUAGAGUGGAGCAGCAGCAGUUGCUCUGUACGCGUUCUCUACUCCUGCUCUGAGCCAUCAGUGGUGCACCUGGAUGCCCUCGUGACCUUUGACACCGGUGACACGUCCAUUGUCUUCAGCCAGAGCUGGGGCUGUCGUCCAGGCUCCGUUAAGAUCCGCAGGGUGACUUUGACCCUGCCUGACUGGCUUGUGCACCAAGCGGACUGGAAGAUCCAGCCCUCCAAGUGGGUCCUAAGUGGCAUGGUGCGUGCUUGGGUCAGCUGGAGAGGAGAUGGGGAUGGGGAUGGGGAUGGAGGUGGGGAUGGGGAUGGAGGUGGGGAUGAGGGUGGGGAUGGUGGAUACAUGUCUGCUGCAGCCCAUACGAUGGCACUACUGAGUGUUAAGGAGCCCUUCAGUCGGCCCUUCAAGGAGCACCAGGUGUGUCUGAGCUGGGGCAUGGAGAUGGUGUGGCAGGCACAAAAAGACAAAAUACCACAAUGUGAACAUGAACAAGAGGUGGCUGUUCUCUUGUCGUCGCUGUAUGCCUCUACUGGGGAGAGCUUUGGCAUCAUCAGGGCCAUUCAGCCCUUCACAGACGACGCUCUGGAGAGUGUCAGGCUCAAAGCUAUUGCUCAUCCUUGGUGUGCUUUUUCAAUAUGGAUGUACCUGCUCCAGCCAUGUCACCAACAGUUGUGUGCGGUGUUGCACCAUAUAGACUCACAGAAGAAGUAUGCUUCUCCUGCCAUUUUCCUGAGGAGCUCAGGUGACCUCCAUAUCCAGAUGCAUGGGGAAGAAGGGGUGUCCUCAGCCUUCCUCUCCCAGUUCGAAGUGCCCCUCAGGCAGUGGUGCCAUCUCAACAUGGAGCUCGAUGGCUGGAUGGUCAGUGUAACCAUGAUGUGUACAGACGGACAGCGCCGUGUUGUACACAGCACUGAACACGUAUUCCAGGUGGCCUUUCGACUAGACGACACAGAUGGCUACUUUGUGAUUGGUGGAGGAGAGUUUACCAAAGGCUUUGAAGGAUACUAUGGACCAGUCAUUUAUUAUAGAAACAAGAAAAUUCCUGAAAAUAAGAACUCUGAACUAAACAUGCCACGUCACAUAAAACUCAUGGAAGAAUGGCAGCAGUCUUGCUUUGACUUUGAAACAGAAUUGAAGACCAAACUGGCUGGAUAUGCCCAAAGAGCUGAAGGAAGUGUAAAGUCAGAUCUCUGUGUGAAUGCCUACAGCCAUUGGAGAUUCACAGACAGGGCCCGUCAAGUGACAGCACUUUGGUGUGAGGAAUGGGAAGCACCUAGUUCACCCCAGAGGCGUCGAGCAAUUCUUAUAGCUGAAAAAUUGGCCAACAAACAUGGCUCAUUUGUUAGUCCAGCCAGCGUUGGAAGGGCGCUGUGCUCCGUGUCGCUCCAUAAGCUGUCCCAUGCAGAGGAUGUAGGUGUCAUCAAGAGGGUCCUGCCUCUCCUCCUGCAGGCCAGUUGCCUUGGAGACCAGAGGGCCCUCUUCCUCUCCUCAGUCCUCUACAGCAGUGGAAUAGGACUACAGGCAAACCCCCAAAGGGCAUGGCUGCUGGCGCUGCUGGCUGCACAGCAGGACUGGCGGUUGGCGCUGCUCCGUCUCGGGCACCUGCACUAUGUCGGCGAUGAGAACAUGGCGCCCGACCCUGACCUGUCUUAUGCCUACUACAACAACAUCGCCAAACAAACAUCUGCUGAUCGCCAAAACCUCACCUCGCAGCAGACUUUUGUAGAAUCCAUAUAUUUGAACAACGAGGAAGCACUGAAAGUCCAGACUAAUGAGAACCAUGACCUUUUCCACUGGCUGAAACUCCAAGCGCGCAAUGGGGAAGCGGCUGCAGAGCAAGCAAUUGGUCGUAUGCUGUUCUGGGGUCAGCGGGGAGUGUCUACAGACAUCCAGACAGCUGUCAAGCACUACCAAAGAGGAGCCAUCCGGCUGGAGGAUCCAGUUUCCAUGUACGACUAUGGCAUAGUCCUGCUCACGGGUCAGGGUGUUGAACAAGACAUCCCAAAGGCUCUGAUUUACCUGAAGAAAGCUAUAGAGCGGGGUUACACCCCAGCGAUGAACGCUCUGGCCUGGUACCAUGAGAAGCAUGAGCAGGAUUACGGGCGUGCCGUGGAGCUGUGGGAGCAGGCUGAUGCGCAGGGUAACUCAGACGCAGCCCUGAACCUGGGGGUCAUGCACUCACAGGGCCUUUAUCCUGGCAAACCAGCGGACCAGCUCAUGGCAUAUCACUACUAUCUGAGGUCGGCACAGAGAGGUCAUGUGGACGGGGCCAUUGCGGUGGCCGAGAUGUGGAAUCGAGGCCUUCCCAACCAGAUGAGGAGACUGCCUGAACAGGCCGUGCUAUGGGCAAAAUGGGCAUCCGAACAGAACGGCUACCUCGGCACAGUCUUGAGAAAAGGCCUUGAUGCCUAUUUCAAAGGAAACUGGUUGAUGGCCUACAUAUAUUACCUGAUGGCGGCGGAGUCUGGCUUUGCCACGGCUCAGUUUAAUGUGGCUUACCUGUGCGAACGCAACCCCGGAAGCUUCAUGGCACAGGCCUUUGAGAAACAGUGCAUGCUCAGAUACUACAAUCUCAGCAUCCAGAGCCAGGACCCAGAUCCUUACGCUUUGAUAAAAAUGGGAGACUUCCUCUCAGGUGGCAAUGUAACUGAUAGGACAGAUGUGGCCAAAGCUGCAGAGCUGUACAAGCUGGCCACGUUCCUCGGUGAACCCCAGGGAUGGUUCAGUCUGGGCCUUCUUGUCCAGCAGGGGGCGACAUUGCCAUUGUCUUUGGUGGUGGAGAUGAACUUACUGCAGCCAUUCCUGACAAGCAAACAAGACCUUCUCACAACACUCUACCAGAGAUGCAUCGCUUCAAAUGCCACAGAUGCAUACCUGCCCUGCAGUCUAGCUCUCUUCAAUGUAUAUCUGCACACAUUUUGGGAAAACAACAUCGCAAUCAAGAUGUCAAGCAUUGCAGCAUUGACUGUUCUUGUCACCACAGCGCUGGCCUUUGUAAUAGCCAAGCUCUUCAGAACUCACACUACAGGAAGUGAUCAGGUCACAUGACCCCGGAGAAGGCAUCACACGGUGGACACAUCACUCGGUUUACUCCCAUCAUAACAAGGAUUCACAACACGCACACGCACACGCACACGCACACGCACACCCACACGCACGCAUAUGCACACGCACACGCACACGCACACACACACACACACACACACACACACACACACACACACACACACACACACACACACAUUGUAAUGGGGACCCGAUUCGGAUCCCCUCUCUCCCCCUCUGAACAGGGGAUAACUGACCCCUGUCACUCUCCCUGGAUUCACUUGUAAUGCAA